AUGGGGCUGUGAGCAACCUCCUCUAGCGGGAGGUGUCCUUGCCUAUAGCAGGGGGGUUGGAAAUGGCCCUUCCAACCCAAAUCAUCCUAUGAUUCUAUAGGUGGAGCAUUUAAAGUCUUAGAUCUUCUGAGAUGACAAGUGUUCAGAGUUGGCUGCAAUGUUACAUUUCUGGCUUGUGAUGUUGUAUGGAAUGUUUCUGAAAGAUCAGUGUGGAGAUGUCUCAAGGAGAUUAGGUAGGCAAGAGAAAUUAGAUGAAAAUCUCUAGCGAUUUAGGAAGAGUUGGGACAAUGGAAAAUUGUAUCUUUUGGGAUACAUGAAGUUAAUAAAGUAAGCUCAUUAUCAUCAGCUUUGCCUGAAUGAAGUAGAUCUUUUAGUCUGAUCUCUAAGGAGCAGCCAUACAAAUAUAGCUUGUUAUUUAAAUGUUUUUAAGAAUAGAAAAACAUCUUGAGUUGAUGCAGAAUACUGCAGUCAAAAAAUGUGACAUGAUUUUGAAUGAAAUUGCAGAAAGUCUGUUGCUGAAGCUACAGACCACAGUUUUGUUUCUGUUUGCAGAAACAAAACAAAAUUUGACUCAAAAUUACUGCAUGCUUAGAAUGCCAUUGAAUAGGUCAAACAUUCUGCUCUGAAAGGGCACCUCUUUCAUCAAAGUUAAUACAAGAAGAGCAAGUACUCGUUGCAUUUUGUUAUGGCAGAGGCAGAAGUGGCUUGGGCAAUAAGAGGAAAUCUGUGGAAUUGGUUUUUUGAGGAAGGAACAUUGCAGACACCAUGGAAUGUUUGUGGAAGGAGGGGACAGUGAGCUUGUUUUGCUGAUCUCUGACUUCACCUAAGAAAUGAGUGGUGAGAUUUUUCUCGUUUAUUUUGGUGUGUAAAAGAAUAGGUCCUGUUUGAAAAACUGGUGAUUAAGCAGUUCACUGAGUGGCUGUAUGUACUGCCAGUCCCAUAGUCAGCGCUUAUGAGGAAAGAUGUUUCUCCUCUUCUCGUCGUUCUAAAUGUGACUUUUCCUACCACAUCCCUAUGUAGCCUUUCUUUGUUUUCAGCAGUCUCCUAUCAUGGAGAAGUAGUGAGGGUGUAUAAUAAAAUCUUAGAUAUUCAAUUCAUUUAAAUACCUACUAAGAUAUGUCCCUUUUCAGAACUAUUUUAAGAUUGUCUGUGUUCCUAGAAAAGACAUAAGAAAAAUGAAAGAAUCUAAGCAAUUUUUAAAAUCCUGACAAAACAGGAAAUGCUAAGAUUGGUGCAACCUUGUUUUUUUGUUUUCUGAACUUUUCUUACAGUUAAGACACUUUCAAUUUGACCACUGAGAUACACUGUUAUUAAAAAAAAAGUGUGAACGUUCAUGAGCAGUGAAUGCAAAGAAUACAAGCAUGAUACAAUCAAGCAAAUGAAUGCUCAAACUAUAGAAAACUCAGAUCUCUUUUUCAAGAGGUUCUUCUCUUGCAGCUCUGAAUGUGAUUUAAAUACAAGUGUAUUCAUCCAUGAACCCGUGUACAUAUAACCUCAUCUAUGAGUGUCUUCCACAAGCACUUACUGUUCACUUCUAAAUAGCAAGCUGAGACAUAGAGAAAAAAAUGCCUUGCCCAAGCUUGCCUGAUAGAAAAGUGGCUGAUGAAAAGAGAACCUGUUUCCUUGUUUUUUGUAUAGCCUUGUGCCAAAUUUUUGCAGACCCUUGAUCAGUACUGUAACUCUGUCUGUCAUUAUCAUUGUAAUUUGAAAACAGAUCUAAAAAGUUUUAUAACAUAGUGUUAUUCAGUCAUACAUAAUACUCAUGGAGACACAACUCGGGAUAAAGCCCUUGAGACUGUACUGGCAUACCACAGCGUUUCUGAGUCAGCAGCUCCCUAACAGCACCAUGUUCUGUAUGCCACUGUCAGCUCCCACAUUGCUUGUGGCUUUUAGAUCUUGAGAGGAAACCCAACUUUGUACUGUGUUUAUAUCCACAUUUUGUCUAAAAUCAGCUCAAUAGUCCCACCUUCAUCAUCUGUCUAUCCUUCUGGUAUUGACACAUACAACAUUAUGUGAAUAAUUUAUAGUUUCAGAGAGUUGCAGUUUGCUCCCAGUUUAACAUGUUGGUAAAGCACGAAGGGGCAAACCUUACAGGCAGCUAUGACUGCAAUAUGGAGACAUGUAGAGGAAAGAAUUCUACAAAUACUCUAUUGAGAAAAGUCUCUUAAAAUUAUACCAAAAAUAAGGAACUAAGAUAUUACCAAGUGUAUAAUCAUGUUAAAAUACCUGUCUUAAGGUAUAAGUGCUUAUUUAAAUGCUUUACUGGUCAAUUUCCUAACGGUCUAUGAUUCUGUAAAAUUACUCUAAAUUCUUUAUGGAAGUCAUAGGCUUAGUCUUUCUGCAGCCCCUAGCUGAAUGUCUAGGAGAACAGCCAGCCACAGGUAUAAUCAAUAUGAGUUCCUCCAGGACACAUUUUUUCCAUUUUAACAUUGCCUGCAGUGUUCACUGAAAAACUGUUUCCUGUGAUAUACUGCAUUUAUUGCAGAGAACUGUAGGAGUCAGAAUUGCAGCACACUGUGCAUGAAGUAAGAUGUUUGUAACGUCAAGGAAUUAGUCACAGUCCUGUCUCUGGUCAACCCCUAUUACGUAAUGCAGUGGCAGCACAUCAACUGUGUGCCCUCCCAUUCUGAAUAGAUUUAGGGAUUCCCCUUUUGACCACUGUCCACUUGAAGUCUCAGUCUGCUGUUUUGCAUAUAUAGCCCUGGGGCAUAUAAAAUGCUUUGGCCUCACAGGAGGGAUACAGAGCGGGGGAGACUGAAAGAAAGCAACUUUCACAGUGAAGACCAUUUGGAAAUAUCACUCAGAAAAACAAGGUUAUCCUGCUACUCUGAAAACUUCAUCCCCCUUCCAGCUGUCUUUAAAGAAGCGUUCCCACAUCACACAAAACAAGAUUUCGGCAGUGUGAAGUAAAAGCAUAAAUAAAGUAUACAAAAUGCUGUGCCCAUGGCAGUUUGCAUUCAAACCUCGUGUUGUUAAGAGACAGUCCUCUGAAGAGAAGGAUAUCAAUAAUAACGUGGAGAAAGAUACUAAGAUCCACCGCUCUGUGAAAGGUGAUGCCAAAUUACACAGUCUAAGCAGGAAGCAGAUAGAGAUGUCACCUACAAUCACUUCAGCAGAGAAACCCCCACAAAAUGGUAUCAAAGCUUCAAGCCAAAUAUCAAGAUGUCCAAGACAUGUAAAAGUAAGAAACUUGGAAAAUGGAUCCAGCCUUCUCGACACAUUACACCUGACAGCAAAGGAGGUUAUCAAUUGUCGGACCAAAGCUUGCCAAGGAGCACUCAUGACCCCAAAGGGCCUGGUCAGAGGCACUAGAGAUGGGCCAGUUCCUCCAGCAGAGCUUCUGCCUCAGGCAAUAGACUUUGUCAAGCAGUACUACAGUUCAUUCAAAGAGUUAAAAAUAGAGGAGCACCUGGCCCGAAUAGAAACGGUGACCAAAGAGAUAGAAACAACAGGAACCUACCAUCUGACAAAGGAUGAACUGACCUUUGCUGCCAAACAGGCCUGGAGGAAUGCUCCAAGAUGUAUUGGGAGAAUCCAGUGGUCCAAUCUACAGGUAUUUGAUGCACGUGAUUGUAAAACAGCCAAGGAAAUGUUUGAAUGUAUCUGUCGCCAUAUUCAGUAUGCCACAAACAAUGGAAAUAUAAGAUCAGCCAUCACCAUCUUCCCUCAGAGGACUGAUGGGAAACAUGAUUUCCGUGUUUGGAACAGCCAGCUCAUCCGAUAUGCUGGAUAUCAAAUGCCAGAUGGGUCUGUCAUAGGAGACCCUGCAAGUGUGGAGUUCACAAAGUUGUGCAUUGAGCUUGGGUGGAAGCCGAAAUAUGGCCGCUUUGAUGUAGUUCCACUCAUUCUCCAAGCAAACGGCCAGGAUCCAGAAAUAUUUGAAUACCCGCCAGAGAUUAUCCUUGAAGUGCCAAUGGAGCAUCCAAAAUACGAAUGGUUUAAGGAGUUGGACCUGAAGUGGUAUGCUCUGCCUGCUGUUGCCAACAUGCUCCUUGAGGUGGGAGGCCUGGAAUUUACUGGGUGUCCUUUCAAUGGCUGGUACAUGGGAACAGAGAUUGGAGUGCGAGACUUCUGUGAUGUACAGCGGUACAACAUCUUGAAGGAGGUUGGAAGAAGAAUGGGACUGGAAACCAACAAACUUGCAUCAUUGUGGAAGGACCGAGCUGUUGUAGAGAUAAAUGUGGCUGUGCUUCAUAGCUUCCAGAAACAAAAUGUUACUAUCAUGGAUCACCACUCAGCUGCGGAGUCCUUCAUGAAAUACAUGCAGAACGAGUACCGCGUGCGAGGAGGCUGCCCAGCUGAUUGGGUGUGGAUUGUACCUCCGAUGUCAGGGAGCAUAACUCCUGUGUUCCACCAAGAGAUGUUGAACUAUGUCCUCACUCCUUUCUUUUACUACCAGGUGGAUGCGUGGAAAACACAUAUCUGGCAUGAUGAGACCCGUAGGCCAAAGAAAAGAGAAAUAAAAUUGAGCGUCUUGGCAAAGGCUGUACUCUUUGCGUCAUUACUCCUGCGAAAAACAAUGGCAGCCAGGUCCAAGGUGACUGUGAUCUAUGCAACAGAGACUGGGAAAUCAGAAACACUAGCCAACAAUCUGUGCAGCUUGUUCAGCUGUGCCUUCAACACUAAGAUUCUGUGCAUGGAUGAGUACAACAUCAGUGACUUGGAAAAAGAAACACUUCUUCUAGUGGUGACUAGCACUUUUGGAAACGGAGAUUCUCCAAAUAAUGGAAAGACAUUGAAGAACUCUUUGCUCACCCUGAAAUUGCUGAGAAAAAAAAUAAGAUAUGCUGUGUUUGGUUUGGGGUCCACCAUGUAUCCUGAGUUCUGUGCCUUUGCUCAUGCCAUUGACCAAAAACUGUCCCAGCUGGGGGCUUAUCAGCUUACUCCAGUGGGUGAAGGAGAUGAACUCAAUGGUCAAGAGGAAGCCUUUCGCACAUGGGCGGUCACUGCAUUCAAGACUGCCUGUGACAUUUUUGACAUCCGUGGGAAAAACAGUAUUCAGUUGCCUGAGAUAUACACAUCAGAUGACAGCUGGAAUCCUAAGAAACAUAGGAUAGUGUAUGAUUCUCAAACCAUGGACUUGACUAAAGCAUUGGCAGACGUUCAUGCAAAGGAUAUAAUUCCCAUGAAGCUGAAAUUCAGACAAAAUCUUCAGAGUUUCAAAUCCAGUCGUGUUACCAUUCUAGUUAAGCUUUCCUGUGAGACUAAUCAGGAAGUGCACUACCUGCCUGGAGAACAUAUUGGGAUUUUCCCAGGCAACCAGCCAGAAUUAGUCCAUGGCCUCAUUGCACGUGUUAAGGAUGCCCCUCCAGCUGAUCAGACUAUCAGACUUGAAACCUGUACUGAAGGUGGCUACUGGGUAAGCGAGAAGAAGAUUCCAGCUUGCACACUCUCCCAAGCGUUGACAUAUUUACUUGAUAUCACUACUCCACCCUCCCAACAACUUCUAAAAAAGCUCUCCCAGCUGGUAACAGCGGAAGGAGACAAACAGAGACUGGAAGUCUUAUGUCAUAGCACAGAAGAAUACAAUAAAUGGAAGUUUUAUAACAGCCCAAACAUCCUGGAGGUCCUGGAAGAGUUUCCUUCUGCUGAAGUCACAACAGCUUUCUUACUGACUCAGCUGCCACUUCUGAAACCCAGAUACUAUUCUGUCAGUUCCUCCUGUGAUAUGACGCCCAGAGAGAUCCAUCUGACGGUUGCUGUGGUAAACUACAGGACAAGAGAUGGACAAGGGCCUUUGCACCAUGGAGUCUGCAGCACAUGGCUGAACAAAAUAGCUCUCAAUGAAACAGUCCCAUGCUUUGUGCGCAGUGCUGAUGGAUUCUGGCUUCCAAAGGAGCCAGCCAAGCCGUGCAUUCUUAUUGGCCCAGGAACAGGAAUUGCUCCAUUCAGAAGUUUCUGGCAGCAGCGUCUCUAUGACUUGGAAAAGAAAGGGAUCAAAGGUGGUGACAUGACAUUACUGUUUGGCUGCCGGCAGCCAGAUAUGGAUCAUAUCUACAAAGAAGAAGUUGAAGAAAUGAAGAGGAGAGGAGUUCUGAAGGAAGUUUUUACAGCUUACUCCAGGCAACCUGGCCAAGCUAAAGUCUAUGUUCAAGAUAUUCUUCAAAACAAGUUGGAAACCAAAGUGUGUAAUAUCUUGCAUAAAGAGGAAGGGCAUCUGUAUGUCUGUGGAGAUGUGCGCAUGGCCAGGGAUGUUGCUCAGACUUUGAAAAGGAUCCUUGUAAAAAACCUGAACCUCACAGAGCAGCAGGCAGAAGAGUAUUUCUUCCAGCUAAAGAGCCAAAAGCGAUACCAUGAAGAUAUAUUUGGGGCUGUGCUCCCACAUGAAGUCAAAAGAAUUUAAGAGAUUUGCAACCCAUUGGUCCAGGCGUGAAGCAGCAGACAUUCUACAUCAUAUUUGCACAUUUCUUCUUCUCAAAAAUCAAGGGAUCAAAUCCUUUAUUCAUGCUAAAUGCUGCACAUCUGAUGGUAGGAUUUGAUUUCUGAGCUUUAGCCUUAAGUAAGAAAAAUAUGAACUUUAACUUUUCUGAGACUUCUUUUAAUAGAUCAAUUUAAUACUGAAGAUGCAAAUUAUUUUUUUAAUUCUAUCUAGGUUAGUAUAAAUCUGUCAUCUUUUGCAAAUACAAAACAUAUAUACAACCUGGUCCUGAGCAAAACUUAGAGGUUUUUUGCUAUUAGUGAUUUGUUUUAGUUUUUAGUUUUUUGCUAUUGCUGGAAGUGAUUUUUUUGUUGUUUUUAUUUAAUGGACUAUUUAUCUGUUUGGAUUUAUUUAUAUUAUUGUUUUACUGUGCAUAUUAUCUUCACUUCAAAGAAGCAAGCAGGUGGUUGUGACGCUUGGAAGUGUCCAGUGACUUGUUGUAUCUGAAGCAAUGCUUGCAGAUGUGAUAAAAAUAUAAUGGCUUAUGAGUGGAAAUACCUGCUGCAUACUCUUCAAAUGUGUACAUGUGAGGAGGCAGCAGUUUUGAUUUCUGCUCUAUGUGAUUCAGGUACACCAACCUGACUUCUUGUCGUUACAGAGCCUAUAGCAAUGAGGUUCAGGAAGUUCAAAAGCACUUUGUACGUUUGAUUUCUAUGCUCUGACUUACUUGAUUUGUUUGUAAUAAAAGAUGCCUUUAUAUUAAGACAAA
Numida meleagris (helmeted guineafowl) is the source of this 7127-nucleotide messenger RNA. It is a transcript of the gene NOS2, whose product is annotated as nitric oxide synthase 2. Gene Ontology annotation, molecular function: heme binding; FMN binding; nitric-oxide synthase activity. Lineage: Eukaryota; Metazoa; Chordata; Aves; Galliformes; Numididae. Bases 2933 to 6343 code for a protein of 1136 amino acids. The transcript is spliced from 28 exons. The record is from RefSeq and is a predicted model, not a curated record. Gene Ontology annotation, biological process: nitric oxide biosynthetic process.